Molecule: messenger RNA, 936 nt
Organism: Serendipita indica DSM 11827
Lineage: Eukaryota; Fungi; Basidiomycota; Agaricomycetes; Sebacinales; Serendipitaceae
Source: the annotation of a GenBank genome assembly
AUGGACAUUGACCAAUGGAUCGAACAGCUAUGGGACUGCAAACACCUGUCUGAAUUCCAAAUGACGGCAUUAUGCAAGACACUCAUCGACAUUCUUAUCGAGGAAUCCAACGUUCAGCCAGUUUCUACACCCGUCACGCUCUGUGGCGACAUUCACGGCCAGUUUUGGGAUCUCAAGGAGCUCUUUCGGAGAGGCGGUCUAAUCAAGGAUGGUACACGCUACAUUUUCAUGGGUGACUUUGUAGACCGGGGCCACUAUUCGCUCGAAACAGUGUCCCUGCUCUUUGUCCUCAAAGCAAGAUACCCAGACAAGAUUACGCUCCUCAGAGGAAACCACGAGACACGACCUGUCAGCAAUACCUACGGUUUCUAUGACGAGUGUAAAUCCAAAUAUGGCAACUCUAAUGUCUGGUUGCAAUGUUGCAAUGUCUUUGACUACCUAAACAUCGCAGCAAUUGUCGACGGUAAAACAUUAUGUAUACAUGGCGGUCUCUCCCCAGAUGUACGAACAAUCGAUCAAAUUCGCGUACUUUCGCGAGCCCAGGAUCCACCCAAUGAAGGUGCCUAUUGUGACCUGCUUUGGUCAGACCCAGACGACUCUGUCCAGACCUGGGCACUUUCGCCGCGCGGCUGCGGAUUCUUAUUCGGAUCCACAGUCACAUCGCAAUUCACACACCUCAAUAGCUUGGAACUCAUAGCACGAGCACACCAGCUCGUGGAAGAAGGCUAUCAAUACAAAUUCAAUGAUCGUCUCAUCACUGUAUGGUCGGCCCCAAAUUACUGCUAUCGAUGUGGAAACGAAGCUGCCAUUCUACGACUUGGCGAAAAUGGAAAACGAGACGUGACAGUCUAUGGUCCUGCCCCCGAGAACGAUACAGACAGCAAAAUGAAAGAGAGACGUCAGGGAAAGGGUGGCGUCCUUCCAUAUUUUGUCUGA